UUAACCCGAAGAAGAAUGGAAGGAGAUGCUGCGGCCGCUGUCCUUCAAGUUCUAGUUCAAAACCUCAUCGACCACUCCAUGAAAGAGUUCUCACUUGUCCGAGGCCUCAAAAAAGAAGCAGAAAAGUUAACUGAAAGUCUGGACACAAUCAAGAAAUUCUUGAACGAUGCAGAGAUGCGUACUAUUCCCGGUGAGGCUGUCAAAAGCUGGCUCAAGAUGCUUGAAAACGCGGCAUUUUAUGCUGACAAUGUUUUGGAUGAGUUCAGCUAUCAUCAGCUCUGCAAACAAAUCAAGCCCAUCAAACCGAUGAAACAAAAGGUACUUUCAUGCUUCUCAUCAUGUGUUAAUCUUUCACAUUCCCGAAGUAUGGCUAUUAGAAUCCAAGAAAUCAAUGAGAAAUUGAAGUCCAUUAACAACGAGGCUACCGACCUUGGCCUCAAGGAGACGCUUGCCACCAAUGUGUCACAUUUGCCUGAUGCUACUUUUGAAACUGACUCAUUCACUCUUGUUCCAAUUUUUAUUGGACGAGAUAAGGAGGUGUCAGAUAUAGUUGAGAUGCUUACCGCUUGUAUCACAUCUGACGAACGUGUUUGCAUCAUUUCCAUUGUGGGAAUGGGAGGAUCAGGGAAGACAACUUUGACUAGGAAAGUCUUUCAUCUUCUAAAAGAAAAAAAAGUGUUUGGAUCACAUAUUUGGGUGCAUGUUUCUCAAAUUUUUGAUCCAGUUCUUCUUCUCAAGAAAAUUCUCAAAGAGUUGACUUCUUCUGAUCAAGUUGAAGUAGAGAGUAGGCAAGGAAUUCUCAACAAGAUUCAAGAAGCUUUGAAAGAUAAGUCUUAUCUUCUUAUUCUUGAUGAUGUUUGGAAUGAAGAUCGUCCCACAUGGGAUGGUUUUAUCCAGUCCUUGUUGGGCGUCAGUUCUAAUAAGGGAAAUGCCAUUGUUGUUACCACUAGAAAAGCGAAGGUGCCUACAACUGUGAGUGCAAUUCAUACACAUGAGCUUGAAGGAUUAUCAAAGGAAGAUUGUUGGUCAAUAAUCAAAGAAAGAACCUUUGGAAAAGAGAAAGUUCCUUUAGGAUUUGAGGCCAUCGGGAUUGAAAUUGCUGAAAAAUGUCAAGGUUUGCCAUUAGCUGCCAGCGUAGUCAGUGGAAUACUACGCGAUAAAAAAUCUGAUGAAGAAUGGCACUCGAUCAAAGAGAAUUGGCUUUCAAGCGAUGAAGGAGGUUAUAUCACAAAGAUAUUGAAGUUGAGCUUUGAUAAUUUGUCUCUACCAUCACUCAAGAAGUGUUUUGCAUAUUGUUCGAUUUUUCCGAAAGGUCAUAGAAUCAAAAGGAGGGAAUUGAUUGAGUAUUGGAUGGGAGAAGGAUUUCUUGUAGCUUAUGAAAGCAAUGGCAUGGAAUCUGUGGGAGACAAAUAUAUCAAUGUUCUUAUACACAACUCAUUACUGCAAAUUGUAGAAAGAGAUGAUUAUGGAAAUGUGGAAAGUUGUGUGAUGCACGAUCUUGUGCAUGAUCUUGCAUUUUCUGUUUUAGCCGGUUCUCAUAAUGCAGAUGGCAUAUCCCCAGUUCGAUACAUGCUUUUCGAAGAAAAAUCAAUUGAUGUUCUAAAACAAAAUGCAAAAUAUUUGCGGACUCUAUUAUCCAUGGAUCAUAGCAGCAUGUUCUCAGACUUUGAAAGUCUUCGUGUUUUGACUUUGGGAAGUGGUACAGUUGAGGAGUUGCCAAGUUCAAUCAUGAAGUUGAUUCAUUUGAGAGUUCUUGAUAUUAACAGAUCAAGCAUUGAACAUCUUCCUGAUUGGAUUGGUAAACUGGUUCACUUGCAAACAUUGAGAGCAGAUGUAUAUGGUUUAAAACAACUUCCAAGUACUUUGAAGUACCUGACUAACUUAAGGCAUCUUUAUAUAAGGCGAUAUGUACAGUUGCCUGCCGGGAUUGGGAAAUUAACUUCUCUCCAAACACUGGAGUAUUUUAAUGUUGGUGACAAAGAUGGAUGGAAAAUCGAAGAGCUUGGAAGUUUGAAUGGUCUCAGAGGAAAACUGGUAAUUUCAAAGCUUGAAAGGGUUGAAAACAAGGAAGAGGCAAAGAAAGCAAGUCUAUCUGCAAAGUCAAAAUUAUUGGAGUUGUGUUUGACAUGGGAUGAAGAUAGAGAAGGUGAAAUUACAAGUGAUGAGAAUGUGUUGGAAGGGCUUCAACCUCACACAAAUUUGAAGAAGUUAGAGAUUGAAGGAUACAAGGGAAAACGAUUUCCAUUAUGGACUCGAAAGAUGGAAGUUGAAAAAGUGGGUGAAAUCUCUUGUGUACCACUUAACAAUUUGACUGAGAUAUAUCUCGUACGCUGCUAUAAAUGUGAAGAAAUCCCAAUGUUUGGGCAGUUGCCAAAUCUCGUGACGCUUUGGUUGGAAGAAUGGUUUAAUUUGAAGUCAAUAAGUUCUUCAUUCUAUGGAUUAGAGAAAGGGGAGACACGUAUUGUUUUUCCAGCUCUCAAAAUACUCGUAUUGGCGUUUAUGAAUGAGCUAACAGAGUGGGCAGAAGUAGAAUCAAGUGACGUCAAGGUAUUUCCUCAGCUCCAACGCUUGAAGAUAGAGGAGUGCCCCAAAUUGAAAGGAUUUCCACGUGAAAUGAUAGGAUCCUCGCUCGAGAAUCUGGUGUUGGACAGUAUGAGUAGCCUAGAGAAUCUACCUGGAAUAAUUGAUUGCCUCAGUUUGAUGAAGUUGAAGAUAAAGACGUGUUCAAAUUUGAAGGAGUUGAUUAUAAAGGAGUGUCCAAAUUUGAAGGAGUUGAAUAUAAAGAAGUGUCAAAAUUUGAAGGAGUUUAUUAUAAAGGAGUGUCCAAAUUUGAAGGAGUUGAAUAUAAAGAAGUGUCAAAAUUUGAAGGAGUUGAUUAUAAAGGAGGAGUGUCCAAAUUUGAAGGAAUUGAUUAUAAAUGAGUGUCAAAAUUUGAAGGAGUUGAUUAUAAAGGGAUGUCCAAAUUUGAUUGUGUUGAUUAUAAGUGUUUGUCCAAAUUUGAAGGAGUUGAUUACAAAGGAGUGUCCAAAUUUGAAGGGGUUAUAUAUAUAUGAGUGUCCAGAUCUGAAGGAGUUGAUUAUAAAGGAGUGCCUUGAAAGCUUGAAUAUUGUGGGAUGCAAUGCUUUGCAGUAUUUUCCAUGUGAAAUGAUAGGAACAUCCAUUGAGAGACUGGAAUUGGAGAAAAUAGGUAGCCUCAAGAAUCUACCUGAAAUAAUUGAGUGCCUCCGAAAAUCGCCCCAUCUAACACAUUUGAUAAUUAGGGGUGCUCCUCAAUUCAUGCCCACUUGUUUAGUUGAUAUCCUACCUUGUUUUAAUAGCUUGGAAUGGUUGGAAUUAGAUGCAAGUAUGGGGGGAUCAAUUGAGAGUGUUGAUGCCUUAUUGCAAGCAUGCAGAAGAAGCUCUCACUCACUUCAACAUUUAGAAUUCAAGGGGAUCAAAGGUAGUAGUUGGGUAAAUCUGGUAGAAUCACUUCAACAUCUCACUGCUCUUAAUUACUUGUACUUGGAGACUAUUGGAAUGGAAAGCUUACCUCAAUGGUUAAAGAGUAUGAAUGCAAGGCGUCGCUCAGAUUACAACAGUUAUAUCCACAUUAAUGGAGAACGAAUCUAUAUGCCGUUGACAGAACUACUUACAUUGCUGAAUUCGGGUAACCCUACUGCUGAAGUAGAAGAAGUUGAAGAAGAAGCUGAAGUUGAAGCUAAAGAUGAAGAAGCUGGAGAAGCAGCUGAAGCUAAAGAAGAAGAAAGUAAAAGGGGAAAUGAUUUGUGUUUGAGUUUGAGAUGCUUCCAAAGAGCGAGGAGGUGAAGAAGGAACUAUUGUCCAAUGCACAUUUCUUCAAAUUCACACCGGUUUGACUGAAGAAGGUGGAGCAGAGAUUUGUGUUAGAGCAGUGUCGUAUUUGCAUACCAAGAAAGUUUGACGGCUGUACUCUUUUUAUCCCUGGUGUUAUUGCAUGACAGUUUGGAUUGAUUUUGUUGUGUUUUAUCGAACAAGAUCCUAUGUUUCUGUAGUUAUGUCUUGGUCUUCUGUCUGACUAUUAGAUUAUUGUCGCUUAUAUUUGGUGAUGGAUUCAUGGUUUUCAUU
Molecule: messenger RNA, 4083 nt
Organism: Salvia hispanica
Lineage: Eukaryota; Viridiplantae; Streptophyta; Magnoliopsida; Lamiales; Lamiaceae
Product: putative disease resistance protein RGA4
Molecular function (GO): ADP binding
Source: RefSeq, a predicted model, not a curated record